UUACAUUUUUCCUACUCAAACCGACCACCAUAUUCAAAUCACGUCUCGCUAACAAAAUCAUCCAUGAAAACGAAAAACUCCAAACACCAAAACUUACAAACUCUUUACAGAUAAAAAUGAGGAUCCUUUCCACCCUCAUUCUGGGCGUUUUACUACCCCUAGCGGCGCGCGGCGACCAAUCACAGCUCGAGCUGUCCGAGGGCCAGCCAUUCAGCGAGCAGCUAUUCGGCGAGGGAAAGAGGCAGAUAGAGACGCCGGAGGUGGUUCUGCAGUUGAAAUAUGACCGGGGAGAACUGAAUAGGAUAUAUUUGGCGCAGUUUCGCAAGAACAAAGAACGCUGGGCGCCGUCAGUGCCUGCCACAGAGAAUCUGUGUUCGGACCUGUGCCACUCAGGACUGGGCGGGCUUCCCUGCGGCGAAACAUGCGCAGACAUGAUCCCAGUGGGCCUCAAGUCCCACCUGAUGGAAGACCCACACGAAAACAUAACAGACGCUGAAUACGGGGAGCCUCGUGUGGGCGUGUGUCCGACACUGUGUCAAUACGGACUGGGUCAACCGCUGUGCGCGUGCAGCAGUGGGGAGUUGCCGGUAGCUUGGGACGUCGUCUGUGCUGCUUUCUGCUCCGACAAAUAUGAGCUCAGAGGUUGUCCAGCCUGCUCCACCGACCUCACGACUGCUACUGCAGCCGCGGCGGGCCGUUCCGUGGCAACCGCCCUCGUGCUGUCAACCUCCGACGGCUGGACGGCGUGGUGCAACGCCCAGUGUCGGCAGGGGCACGGCGGGGCCGCCUGCAACUGCGACCGGGCACCCUUCCAGUAACCAACAACUAGCCUAUAACUGUAACCAGUAUCUAGGAUAACAACCGACGCCAACGUUAAUUAUAAUAACAUGCCUCGCUAGGGAAGCGGUGACCAGUCUUAAACAACUGUAACCUACAAGAGUAACCAACACUCACGUCAACCUCUAGGCUCGUAAGCAUCAGGGAAAAUUAAAACGAGGUUAUAAGUUUGAAAAAUUCUGUCGCUGUUAUGCGCAGCCCUACAAAGUUCAAACAUCAACGGAUUUUGUAUGUGGACAGUAACGUCAGUAACAUGACACCGUUUCUUCAUGUAUCCACAAGUCAGCUAACCAUGGUACCAACACUAUUAAUUAUUUAUUUUUAUUUUUAUUCUACCGUUUAAAGUUGAUUGUCCCAAAAUAUACAAGUUUUACCUUUGUGUUAUUUAAGACCUUUUAAGAGAUUUCAAACCCUUGUGUUAAAUUAAAACAAAAUAGCAUAUUUUAAAGUUUUUUUACGUUUUUAGGUGCUUGAUGAAAUUAUGUGCAAUAUAAUUUAAUUUUUUAAAUAUAUAUUAUAUAUUUUAAAUAUAGGUAACAAUAAC
Messenger RNA from Cydia splendana, 1381 nucleotides. RefSeq lists its product as uncharacterized. The record is from RefSeq and is a predicted model, not a curated record. Bases 117 to 818 code for a protein of 233 amino acids. Lineage: Eukaryota; Metazoa; Arthropoda; Insecta; Lepidoptera; Tortricidae. The transcript is spliced from 4 exons.